AACAGGAAUAAGGAUCCACUCACUAGCGGUUUGGGCUCUUACUCCCCGCCUUAGUGUUUGAAACCAUGAUUUCGCACGUGCAUAGCCAUUGCAAGCCUGGGAUGCGAAUAUACUGAUGUCCAGUUUGACAUCUGAGACCGACGACAUCGAUUUCCGGCCAAUGAUUUUGUGACCGAUCCGGCCAAUUCGAACAAGGCACAGUUUCGGGCUGUCUUCUCGACUUGAGGGCCUUUUUUUAGGCGCCUCAAAUAUCGACUUGAGACCCUAAUAACUAUCGAGCAUUCAUAACGGAUCGUGGUUGCCUCAUAGCGCUUUCAACCUUCAACCCGGACUAGCCGUCUGCUGAUAGCGAUCGGCGCGAGGCUGUGAGCCUUUCAAUCUGAUUAAUUUGCUGCUAAGAAGGAGCGCCCCUGAAGGAUGGACGGGUUUCGACGAUUUGCGGAGAAGUUGAUAAACGAUCCGCUCAAUCGGCUGCAAGGCGGCUCAGGCGGAGGUUUCUACGAUCAAGAGCCUCCAUCGCCCGCAGCAGCAGCCACCAGUCGCAGGCGUCCAUGGGGACCCAACGGGCCCAUUAGCAGCACCACCAGCGACACCACCAGCAGCGGCGGAAGCAGAGGCGGGUUUACCUUGGGGGGAGGGGGGCUGAAUUUAGGCGGAAUUGGAGGAAUCGGAGGGCUUGGGAUUGGGGGCGGUGGUGCGGAUGGUAGUGGCAGCAGUAAUGGUGGUGGUGGUGGUGGUGGUGGUGGUGGUGGUGGUUUCAAGAGUUUCGGUACUGGAGGGUUCAUGGGAACAGGCCCUGGUGGUUUCCUCGGAGCUGGAGCAGGGGGAGGCUCUUCCUUCUUCAAGAACAUCCAACGGUCCUUAUCCAUCGCCGCGCCUGAUCGUGGCCGUCCGCCUCCUGCCCCCACCCCGCGCGUCCCUCCAUCCCGCUCCGCCACGUACGAAUCCCCCCCUGUCCGCCCGCAGCCUCCCCCUUCCCAUGCGGCUGCUGCUGCGGCGGUAGCAGCAGCGGAGCUGCACAUAACCCUAGACGAGAUCAGGUUCGAGAACCAGAGCAGUAGCAGCAGCGCUGGUGGCUUUGGGGCAAGCAGCAGUGGUGGUGGUGGUGGUGGUGGUGGUAGCGGUGGGGAUGGUCGGUCUGGUGAUGGCGCGUAUGGGAGGAUAGGCGGAGCAGGUACUCUUGGUGGUGCUGGCGGUAGUACCGCUCUCACACGCACUCAGUCCGCCUCCUCCCCUGCCUCUCCAGGGUUCAGCGUCCUCUCGCUCUUCACCUCCCCACCCCAGACCAACCACCACAACCAUCACAACCAGCAGCAGCAGCAGCAGCAGUCGCGGCUUUCCCAGCCUUCCCCUCGCACCACUGCUGCUGACGUCAUCUCCUUCCUCACCUCCCCUUUCUCCCUCGGUCCCUCCUCCUCCCCUGUUCCCCCUGCCUCCCGCCAAGACUCCAUAGGAAGCCCCUCCCCCUCCGCAGGCGGCGGAGGGGGAGCAGGGGGAAGGGGGAGAGGGGGAUCAGCAGGAGGGGGAGGGGUGGGAGGAGGAGGGGGGAUUGGAGGGCUGUGGGCCAUGGUGACUCGGACAAGCAGCAGCGGGAUUGGGGGGGGAGGAGGGGCCCUGGAUGACGUGGACGAGUCUCCGCCCUUAUCUGCCACGUCAUCCAUGAACACGUCACUGGGGAUCCUAGCUGGCAUGUCAUCGCUGCGACCCAUGCAGGCGGAGCAGGCGGAGCCGCUAGAUGCGUGCUUCUUUAACGAGGACUUUGACCCGGUUCGCUGUGCGCUGGAGGAGCUUCCAGAGGGUCCUCUCUCCUUGCAGCACCUUGGAACACAGUGUGGCAAGCGCCAGUUACAGCUGGACGAGGUGUCGGAACAGCUGGCGUCUCAAGUGAUGAGUCACCACGAAGAAAUGGUGCAAGGGAUGAACCUCUUUGCGGAGCUUGAGAGGGACCUCCAAGUGCUCUAUGUCAUCUGCAGGAACACCCGCCGGCUGCUCAACAGCGCACGCAAGGACAUCUCAAAGAACCUCGUUGUGUCCAACAACGUGCAGAAGAAGCGCAUGGCCACCAGCAUGAUCCCCAUGCUGCAGCAAAUGAAGCAGAUAGCGCGGAUGAAGGCCCAGCUGCAGCAGCUGGUCGAGGGGGGCGACUACCCUGCAGCCCUGCAGCUGUGCUCGCGGUGCCUCGUGCUGGUGGAGCAGAACCGGGGGCUGUGGGCUAUAGGGGACAUGAGCAGCAGUCUCGAGAACCGGGGGCUGUGGGCUAUAGGGGACAUGAGCAGCAGUCUCGAGGGGUGGCUAGCUCGAGUGGUGGAUGAGGUGGACGCCAUUCUCUUCACUGUCUGCCGCCGCUACAACCCCACCGCCUAUGCCACGGUGCUUGACUCAUACGCAGUGAUGAACGGGCUGCCAGCCCUGGCAGAGAAGGUGCACAACUUCUUCUCGCAAGCGGUGGUCACGGAGACCUACGACAUUUUGCUGCAGUUCGUGGAGCAGGGAAGCUCAGAGGACGACGCCAGAAGAAGCAGAAUGGCAUACAGCGAGCUGUGCGGGCAGCUGUCGGACCGCUUCUUCUUUCUCUGCCUCAUCCGCACCAUGGAGCUUGUGUUUGAGCUCAUGUGCUCGCACCAUGUCAUGAUGAUCGCCCAUCACCCGCUGCUCAAGACAGUGUCCACUGCUGCUCCUCCCACUGCCCUACAGCACACGCCAAUAAGCACCCUAGCAACAUCAACCACCACCACUGUUGCCACAGCCCCAUCCCCACUCCCCCCCUCCUCCUCCUCGACCCCUGACCAGCGAGGCACGCAGGCGAGCGCAAACAGCAGCAAGGUUAGCGCUAGCUGCAGCAAUACAAUUGCAAGCAGCAGCAAGGGUAGCACGAGCAGCACAGCACAGGCACAGGGCGGUAGUAGUAAGGGCAGGGAGAGUGAGGAGGGCAGUCCUGUCCCGGACAGAUUCGAGGACUCCUUGUGCUUACCAAAGGUGCAGGCUGUUGUCUUUGACGUCACACCACAGGCGCAUGCGCAUCCCACUACACCUGACGCUGAAUCACUGGCACCCAACAGCGUUGCACCCACCACCGUCACAACCAACGUCGGUGCCAGCACCGUCGACAGCGACGGCACUGCUGCUGCUGCCCCUGCUGGGGUGGAUGGUGUUUCGGUGGGAGAAACGAGAGUACAGGGCGAUACGAUGGAUAAGAGCAGCGGUUGUCUUCGUGGCACGGGGGGUGGCACUGGGGGUGGCACCAGUGGUGACGGCACGGUUACGAGAGUGGUGGGCGCUAGUGGAAGCGGUGGUGGUAUGAGUGAUAGGGUGGUGGGGGCCAGUGGCAGCGGUGGCGGGCAGUGGGAUUUUCUGCAUGACGUCCAGGAUGACGUGGACAGGUUGGAAGGGAAAGCGGGAGGAGAGGAGGAGGGAGGUGCGGCUAGAGAGAGAGGAAGGGAAGGAGGAGGCAAAAGCAAGCUCGUGCAGGGCCAGCAGGGCGAAAGUGCGCCACCACUAGGGGGGCCACUCAAGGGGAAAGAGCCUGCUGCCGAUGACUCUGCUGCUGCUGCUGCUGCUGCUGCUGCUGCGCCUGCUAGCCUAGCCGCAGUGCCUUCUCCAGCCAAUGAGCUGGUGCCAGCUGUGCCGUCGCCGGCCAGGGAGCUCACACCAGCUGUGCGGGAGGCGGCAGCAGCGGCAGUGAGGGGGGCUCUGGAGACGGGCAGGAAGGCGGUGUGGGAGCUGGCUGCUCGCAGGGUGGCUGCUCUGCUGUCCGCCCCGCCAGUCUGCUCGGGCACUUCGGAACAGUUCCUGCAGAUCCUGUGUCUCGUGGAGGACUUUGUUCUGGCAGGGGAGGCGUUCACCCAAGCAGAGGCGGGGAGCCUGAGGGCCAAGAUGGGCCGGCAGUGCGACCAGUUCUUUAAGAACUACCAUCGGCAGGCGCUGGAUGUUCUGCGUAUGAUGGUAGAGCGAGAGACUUGGCAGCCCCUACCCCCCUCUGCCCUGCAAGCCCCCGAGGUGCACCGUCUCACGUCCGCCCGCUCCACUCUUGCGCGCACGCCCAACAAAAUGCUGCCCUCUUGUCCAAGCGGCUCUGCGCUUGCUGGGCGUGGCGGUGGGGGAGGAGAGGACGGAGACGGGGGAGGAGAGCGAGGAGGCAGGGACGGAGUGGGAAGAGAUGGUGGCGGAGAGGCAGGGUCUGUGUGGGAUUUCAGCCGAUGGAUGCAGCUGGACCAGCCGUUCAACGUGGAGCAUGUGAGGGGCGGGAGGGAGCAGCUAGACGCUGCAAGCGGCCGGGGAAGAGUAGGGGGAGGCGGAGGGGGAGGGGGUAGCAGUGGUGGUGGUGGUGUGGGGUGGGACGGGCCGCAGGGAAUGCUGCGGGAGCUGGUGGUGGUAUCGCAGGGGGGGAGGGGGGAGGUGGCGAGGGAGAGGGUGCGGGAUAGAGACAGGGAGAUGCUGAGAGAUAGGUUUAUGGAUAUGGAGCGAGAUAGGGAGAGGGAGAGGGAAAGAGAGAGGGAAGGAGGAUCUGCAAGAUCGAGCCCUCAUUCGGCGGCUCAGAGCCCAGGAGCAUAUGGAGCAGGGUUUUCUGGGGGAGGUGCGUAUGGGGCGGGCAGGUUUGGGAGUUCAGCGGAAGGGGUGAAUGAACUGCGGCAGUACAGCUCCGAGCGAGUAGCUCCAAGAAACGCCGCCCCUACUCCCACUGGUGCUGCUGCUGCUGGUGCUAGCGGUGGCGGUGGCAGCUGGGGCAGUGGGUUUGAUUUGAGAAGCAGUAGCUACAGCAGCGGUAGGAGUGGUGGUGGCGGUGCUGCUGCUGCUGGGAGUCCCACUGUUGUUGCUGCUGUUCGUAGCGACCCCACUGGCGCUGUUUGUCGUGAUCAAAGUGGUGCUAUGGGAGCAAGUAACAGCUUGAGGGGGAUUGGGAGUGGGCAGUCAAGAAUGAGAGAGCAGGAGGAGGAGGGGGGGAUGGAAGAGGAGGAGGAGGAUGAAGAAGAGAGUGAGGAGUUGCUUGCUGAUUACAUUGACGAGGAUGAUGAGGGGGAGGGCGUGGGAGCGAGAGAGCAGGAGAAAGAGACGAGGGGCAGAGGAGGAGAAGCAACAGCCAGCAGCAGGAGCGACGGCAGGGUGGAGAGAAGCAGAAGUGGAGGAAGAGGAGGAGGGGUGCAGAGGAGUGGGACGGCCAGGGUGCCAUCUGCACCCUCCUCUCAGCCCCCUGACUCUCUCCUGGGUCGGUCACAGAGCGAUGGCCGGGUGGGGCAGGGGAGGAGAUGGCAGGGCAGUGGGAAGGACGGAGCGAAGGCAGGGAAGGGGGAGGAGCCGGGAGUCACUGCCACGGCAUCGGCUCUCGGUGCUGUCAGGUUGAUGGACUAUCAAGUCACUCUGGUGUUCUCCCUGGGACCCAUCUCUGCUGACGUCAUCAUGUCUGUGUGGCAGCUCUUCGACCUCUACCUCAUCACAGUCUUCCGCAUCUUUGGCCAUCGAGAGGCCUUCAGUGCCCUAAGAUCCGCUGACCCAGCUUAUGCACACUUGCUAUCCCCCAAGCUCCGCACGGUGCUCACAAAGAUUCUGCAGAAAUUCGAGGCCAUGGGCCUGCGCCCUCUCUCGCCACCCUCCUUCUCUGACUCUGCUGCCUCCGCUGCUGCUGCAGCCGCCGCCUCUUCUCUUGAAGCCACCAUAGGGGCCUCAGGCGCAGCUGCUGCUGCUGCUGCUGCUGGUGCUGCUGGUGGUGGUGGCGGUGGCGGUGGUGGUGGGAAGAGGGGUGGUGGAGGGGGCAAUGGGAGUGUGGGAGUGCGACCGAGUCUGUUUGAUGGCAGGACUGGCACCAGGGUGCUUAUUUCCUCCUCCAACUUCUACGCGCUCAGGGAGCGGUGUGUGGCAAUUGAGUCGCUGCUGUGGCUGGCGCAAGUGGUGCAGGCAGCGCGGCAGCGGUUCCUCUCACACCUGCCCAAGGCAUCAUGGCCACUCCUCGAGUCCUACUACUCCGAGACGCUUGAGGUGGUGCCGGAGCUUUGUGAGCACGUGCUGAGAACAGCCGCUCGACUCCUCAUCAACUUCAGCAGCUACGCGGACAAGAUCGCAGCAGGAAGAUGGGAGUCCCACGACGUCACGUCUUACCACAGCCCCUACGUGGACGCGCUGCUAUCGGAGUUCCGCCUCCUGCUGCAGCGACUGAACCACCUCGGCAUCCCACUGCAGGUGCAGCAGCAGCUGGUGCAGUUUGCACUGGAGGCAGUGGCAGAUGUGCUUGUGGAGGGCUUUUCACGCGUCAAGCGGUGCUCUAACGAGGGGCGGGCGCUCAUGUCUCUCGACCUACAGACUCUGAUCAACGGCUUGCAGCAGCUCACAGGGCGCCGACCAGACAUGCAAAUAGUUGACAACUACAUCAAGGCAUUCUACCUGCCAGAGACAGAGUACCUCUACUGGGCUCUUAGCCAUCCUGAGUAUUCCCGGGCGCAGGUGAUAUCGCUGAUCAACCUGGUUUCAGUGAUGAAGGGGUGGAGGAGGAAGACCCGCGUUGACCUCAUUGACCGCAUCGAGGGGCAGGAGGGCAGAUGAAGGGGUGGAGGGGGCAUGGAGGGAGAUGAGCGCCAUUUGGAACGUGGCUUGAGCCACCUUAAAGCAAGACCCGCGUUGACAUCAUGGACCAGAUCGAGGGGCAGGAGGGCAGAUGAGGGGAUGGAGGGGCAUGGUGGGAGAUGAGUGCUAUCAGGAACGUGGCUUGAGCCGCCUCAAAGCAAAGCAAGACCCGCGUUGACAUCACUGACGGCUUCGAGGGGCAGGAGGGGAGAUGAGGGGAUGGAGUGAGCCGCCUCUAAGCAAGGCUCGCAUGAAUGCCCCCCCAUCAUGGACACCACGGACCGCUUUGAGGGGCAGGACGGGAGAUGAGGGGGUGGAUGGAAGUGAGCAGUGCAACACGGAUUGGGACUGAGAGUGUGGACAAAGAGAUGAUCUUUUUCAUAGCAGAGGCGGGGUUUGAGCGUAUGUACCCUGAGGUUGUCUGACUGAAUGCUGACUGGGCCGACUGACUGGCUGACAAACUGACAGACUGACGGACUGACAGACCUGACUGACUGAAAUGCUCACUGACCGCCAUGCUCUGUAGCUGUCUGACCGGUUAGACUGACAGAAUCUUCUGACUGACUCGCUGGCUGGAGGAUUGAGGGACGGAUUGACUGGCUGGCUGGCGGACUGCGUUUGAUAGGCCUUGGGACGGAGCAAGUGUGAGGGCUUGGCUUCUGAGUCGACUCAAAAGUCACCGGGCUGCUUCUGAUGGGCUCUUGGAGCAAGCGUGAGGCCUUGACUUAGCACUCAAGUGGAAGUUGGAAUCAUUCACAGGCAGACGGGCUUCUCAGCAAGCAAGGAAGGGAGUGGGGUGCUGUCCUGAUGUCACAGGCGAAAAGGACUGGGCAUCAUCUGAUGUCACAGUUCAACCACUUGGGGGGCCUACCAAACGCGGAUCAUUACAGCAGGGCAGUGUCUGUUGACAAGUGCAAGAUUUUACGCAUCCAAGGAACAGAAAGUUGUGCCAAUGCCCAUCAGCAGAAGAUGCUUUGUGCUGAAAUGAGCCUGCCACCUCUCCACACCUACCAGUUCUGGCAGUGCCUUGGAUGGCAGGUGUACCCAUUGUACCAUGGCAUAUGGCAUGUGCGUGUCACGGAAUUUGGUGGAACCCCUAGCAGGCUAGGGAGAGGGCAGCACAAGAAGUGUAAUUGCACAGACAGGAGCACCAGGCGGUUAUUGGUCACAUACGUAACACAAUCUAUUUCAAACCAGUGUUUCUCCCUGAGUGAUGUCUUAUCUUGGGC
Closterium sp. NIES-67 is the source of this 7781-nucleotide messenger RNA. Lineage: Eukaryota; Viridiplantae; Streptophyta; Zygnematophyceae; Desmidiales; Closteriaceae. The record is from the annotation of a GenBank genome assembly.